AUGGCAGCGCCUGAAUUAAUCGAACAGCAUGGGCUGCGGAUAGCAGUCGAGGGUUGCGGUCACGGAGUGCUGCAUGAGAUCUAUGCAUCAGUCGCGAAAUCAUGCGAGAUCAAGGGCUGGCCUGACGUGGAUCUUCUGAUCAUCGGUGGAGACUUUCAGGCUGUUCGAAAUGCCUCAGAUCUCAAGGCAGUAUCAAUGCCUUCGAAAUACUACGCCAUGCACGACUUCCAUGAGUACUACUCAGGUGCACGCCUCGCCCCAUAUCUCACCAUAUUCAUUGGGGGCAAUCACGAAGCGAGCAAUUACAUGUGGGAGCUCUUCUAUGGCGGGUGGGCUGCACCAAAGAUAUACUACAUGGGUGCAGCCAAUGUGAUACGACUAGGUCCGCUGCGUAUCGCUGGUCUGUCCGGUAUCUGGAAAGGUUACAACUACAAGAAGCCUCACUACGAACGCCUGCCUUAUAACAACGACGAGGUGAAGAGUAUCUAUCAUGUUCGGGAGCUUGAAGUGCGCAAGCUUCUCCAAGUACGAACGCAAGUUGAUAUCGGACUGAGCCACGACUGGCCACGGGGCAUGGAAUGGAAAGGCAACUUCCGACAACUUUUCAAAUGGAAGCCCGACUUUGAACAAGAGGCAAAAGACGGUACCUUGGGAAGUGUCGCUGCCAAAACAGUUUUGGAACGCUUACGACCACCUCACUGGUUUAGUGCUCACAUGCAUGCCAAGUUUCCUGCUAUAUGGGAGCACGUGGACAUUUCGAACAACACAGAGCAAAGCAACCAUACAGAAGGUGCGCCUGCAGCAGUAGUGAACGCAAGUGAGAUUGAUCUCGAUGUGACAGAUGCGGAUGUGUCAGCACCAAAAAAUGAGGCCGAAAUCGACCUUGACAUGGAUGAAGACGAAGCUCCCGCCGCACCCGCCGUGGAGGACAAGGAGAAAGGCAAGCCUACGACGACCGAAAGUGAGUCCGAGAUACCGCAGGACAUUCGAAGUCUCUUGCCGGAAUCUUUUUCGCGUCCGAAACUCGAGCCCGCACCGACGUUACCCUUCCCCAAGGACAUCACGAAUAAGACUACCAAAUUUCUUGCACUGGACAAGUGUUUGCCUAAACGGAACUUCUUACAGCUACUGGAGAUUGAGCCACACGCGCCUGGCGAGAUACAGCGUCCGUUGGGGUUGCAAUAUGACAAGGAAUGGCUAGCUAUCACCCGCGUGUUUGCUGAUCAUGUGCAGAUUGGCGACCCGCAUUUCCAAAUACCUCGAGACAAAGGAGAUGCUUUCUACCGCCCACUUAUCGAGAAGGAAAUGGAGUGGGUUGAGGAGAACAUAGUCAAGGCCAACAAGAUGAUGGUGCCGGAAGAUUUUGCGCAAACGGCGCCUACGUAUGAUGCAGCAUUGGGCAUUCAUGUGCAAGAGCAACCGAGUGAGUACACCAACCCGCACACCCAAGGAUUUUGCGAUCUAGUGCAGAUUCCAAACGUGUUUCAUGCGUCGGAGGAAGAGCGGGCACAGUUAGCAUCAUGCGGACCAAGGCCGGAACAGCAGCGGGCAAACCGAGGGGGAGGUCGAGGUGGGGGCAGAGGCGGCUGGGGAAAGAGAGGCGGUGGGCGCGGCCAAGGGCAUGGAGGGCGUGGACGGGGCGGAAGAGGCGGACGUGGUCGGGGAGGGUGGUGA
This is a messenger RNA of Bipolaris oryzae ATCC 44560, 1674 nucleotides long. RefSeq lists its product as uncharacterized. Gene Ontology annotation, biological process: mRNA splicing, via spliceosome. The coding region runs from base 1 to 1674 and encodes 557 amino acids. Gene Ontology annotation, molecular function: RNA lariat debranching enzyme activity. Gene Ontology annotation, cellular component: nucleus. Lineage: Eukaryota; Fungi; Ascomycota; Dothideomycetes; Pleosporales; Pleosporaceae. The record is from RefSeq and is a predicted model, not a curated record. The transcript has 2 exons.